CUCUUGAACUUCAGGAUGGUUUAUGCUAAGAGCCGGACCCUGAAGAAGCACUUCGAAGGCAGCCCCCCUCAUGGUAAUUUGGAGUUGAAGACAGUUGAACUCCCACCCUUCAACAACGGAGAGGUCCUGCUGCAAGCUUUGCUCCUCGCUGGGGAUCCUUACCUGGGAGUGGCAGCCAAACGACUGAAGGAGGGUGAUGCGAUGAUGCGGCAGCAAGUGGUCAGAGCUGUGGAAAGUAAAAACUCAGCCUUCCCAACAGGAACUAUGGUAGUGGCUUCUUCAGGCUGGACAACUCACUCCAUUUCUGAUGGGAAAGAUCUGGAAAAACUGCCUGCAGAGUGGCCAGACAUUUUAACCACAAAACAGUAGAGUCUUUGGAAGAAACUUUGAAAAAAGCCUCUCCUGAUGGUUAUGAUUGUUAUUUUGAUGAGGUAAGGAGAGAGUUUUCAAACACUGUUAUCCUCAGAUGAAGAAAUUUGGAAGAAUUGCUAUAUGUGGGGCCAUCUCUGUAUAUAAGAGGCCCACCCCCAGAGAAUAUUCUCCAUCAGCAACUCCACACGGUAGGGUUCAUUGUCACCCACUGGCAAGGAGAAGUCUACCAGAAGGCUUUGAAAGACUUGCUGAAAUGGGUCUUAUAGGGUAAAAUCCAGUACCAUGAAUACAUCACUGAAGGGGUUGAAAACGUGCCAGCUGCAUUUAUGGGAAUGCUGAAAGGCGGUAAUUUGGGGAAAAGCAUAGUGAAAGAGUGAAAAAAAAAGUUACAUGGAAUCUAGAACUCAUUUGGAUGGUUACCACAUGUCUUUUUAACCAUUUAGUAAAAAUAUAUAUUACCUUCAUUAUCUAAGAAAUUGCAAUGAGUUUGGUCUACUUAAUAAAACACAUUUAAGUGGGGAAAUAAAAAAAGGGAACAUUAACCUCUAAAAAACAAUUGUUAAAAUAGAAGUCAUUGCUUAAAUAAAGCAACAUAUGAUUUUUA
Molecule: messenger RNA, 976 nt
Organism: Herpailurus yagouaroundi (jaguarundi)
Lineage: Eukaryota; Metazoa; Chordata; Mammalia; Carnivora; Felidae
Product: prostaglandin reductase 1-like
Exons: 1
Coding region: 16-369 (117 amino acids)
Source: RefSeq, a predicted model, not a curated record